GAGUAUAUGAAACCUAUUAUAUAUGGCCCUGAUGAAGAAGCCAAGCGAGCCUGUCGCGACGUACUGUAUACUUGUUUAGAUAUGGGAUUGAGGCUAUUACAUCCCAUGAUGCCAUUUGUUACCGAGGAGUUAUUCCAGAGGUUACCAAGACGACAUGCUAAUGAACCUCCCAGUAUAUGUGUUACGCCCUAUCCUCUACCUAAAGAUAUACAACUACGAGAGAAAGACGUAGAAGCGAAUGUAGAAUUUGUUCAAUCUGUAGUUAAAAGUUUACGUUCCAUGAGAGCUGAUUAUAACCUCAAUAAACAGAAAGCUGAUGUGUAUCUCAAAGUAUCUGAUGAAGCUACUGCUAAAAUUUUAAUCAGUUUUGCCGAUGUGAUAGAAGCGUCUACUAGCGCUAACUGUGUUCAUAUUCUAAUCAAUGAGGCGCCACCUAGUGGCUGUGCAAUGUCGACCGUCUCCACCAAAUGUGAAACAAAUCUGAUGCUCAAGGGCUUGAUAGACGUCAAAAAAGAAAUCUCUAAAUUAGAAGGUAAAAAAGAUACACUAGGUAAACAAUUGAUCAAAUUAAAAGACUCGACAAAGAAAUCAGAUUAUUCGUCGAAAGUUCCAGAAGACGUACGCAAACAGAAUACAGAUAAGAUGAAUGAAUUAGAAACAGAAAUAGAAAGACUGGUCUCGGCGUUAUCAACACUCUCAACCCUAGAAUCCUGA
Molecule: messenger RNA, 714 nt
Organism: Lottia gigantea (owl limpet)
Lineage: Eukaryota; Metazoa; Mollusca; Gastropoda; Lottiidae
Exons: 5
Biological process (GO): valyl-tRNA aminoacylation
Cellular component (GO): cytosol
Molecular function (GO): ATP binding; valine-tRNA ligase activity
Source: RefSeq, a predicted model, not a curated record